UCUGGUGAACGCUGUCGAGUCUUGUACGCGAAACACUUCGAUAACGAUGGACUCGAAGAGAAGCUGGGUCGUGGCUGGCGCAUGCUUCUGGACCAACGUGUUCGCCUACCCGCUUCUCGGUGCUGCCGGCGUGGUGUACGUCAACAUUCUAAACACAUUCCACGUGACCCGGGAGGAAGCCUCGUGGCCUGUCAGCCUCACUUCCACGUUCUACCUACUCGCAGGCCUUCUGGGAGGAAUCCUGAACAAGUACAUCUCCAUCCAGGUCAUCCUUGUGGUUUCCUGUACACUCAGCGCUCUGCUCGUUUCAGCCUGCUACUUCACCACGGGCCUCUGGUAUCUAAUCUUUGUACUGGGUGUCUUGCACGGAAUAUUCGUAGGUGGCAUCCGGCUGAACGUGGUGGCCAUCAACAAGCACUUCGUUAAACACUUAGCCAGUGCGUCUGGGCUUAACAUGGCCGGUCUGUCCGUGGGAGGAUUCGUCCUGCCACCACUGCUUCAGCUUCUGUUCGACCAGUAUGGCUUCAGGGGAGCGCUACUCAUAUGCGGAGGUAUAUCUCUUAACGCAGUCCCAGCGGCUAUGCUUUGCGGUGACCCGGACAAACCGAAGCCAUCGUCACUGUUUACAGCCGAACACAAGCGAGUGAAUAAAGAAGAUGUUUUCGGAGAGGAGAAAGUUCUGGAAGAGCAGGUCAUCACCACUGACUCGAGCGCUACUGUUUACCAGUGUGAUAAAGUGGACGUGCUGCCUGACAAACCAUUGAAGGAGGUUUCAGGGUACGAGUUACUUUCACCAGUACUGCCCAAGGAAAGCACUUCUAAAUAUGUAUCAAACCUAAAAGAGUUUCCAACGAGAGACUCGGAAAAGAAGACACCACUUAAGGUCAUCGCUUCGACCAGACGUCGGACUCUUGGCCAUAAUAGGGCAGCAGCGACAGAUCAUAACUACGGAUUCAUUUUGAGCCCCCACUUUUACCUCGUGACGCUUACUCAUCUCGUUGUCUUCACCAACAUGGUAACGUGCCUCACUGUGAUAAUCGACUUUGCUGUCGACUGUGGUGUCCCCAAGUGGAAUUCCGUGCUCCUGGUGCCAGCGUACUCUAUCGCAGACGUUGUGGCGCGCCUUAGCUCUGGCUGGGUGACGGACAAGGGAUACCUGUCCAGGAGCGGCUGGACCGCGUUGUGCUUGUUCUGCUGGGCUGCAGCGUUGGCCUUGAUGCCGGUAGCGCGUUCCUUCGGUUCGUUGUUUGUGUGCGUUGUCGUGUCCGGUUUGUGCAACGGUUCAACUUUGGCCUUAGUUCCAGUUCUCUACGCGGAAGUUACCGAUGCGCGUCGCUACCCUCUGUGCUUCGGAGCAGGGUCGAGCUUGGUCGGCCUCGCCAACCUCCUGCGACCACUGUUGAUAGGUCACUUCCGUGAUCACAUCGGGGGCUAUGGAGGCCUGUUCUACUUGUAUGCCAGCUGCACAUGCGUGAUGCUAUUCUUUUGGUUAUUGCACACAGCCCGGAAUCGUUACCAAACUCAAAAAAGUGUAUUUGUAGAUCGUCACUAAAGUAUUUCACUCUGACCUAUAUAAAGAGAUGCAACGAUGCAAACAGGCACAGGGAAAGCUAAAACAAAUUUAUGCCCAUGCCUGUGACCAGGAUAAUAAAUUAUUUGUUGUGCUAUGUGGCCUGUUCAUAAAUGUGACAUCUAAAAGCGAUCACAUAAAUAUAACAACAAAACCAUUCAAUUUUGCCUAUCAAAAGUUGUCCACAGACCCAUAGGACUUUCAUCUGCACUCUUAAGCAUUGAAUUUGUAAAACAGCUUGUACUUACGUGGUAUAGCUGUGGUUUAAGCGUGCUAAGAAAGACAUAAAUGGACACGGGACUAGCGCUUAUCUCUCCACUAGAAUAUUUAUUGAAAAGUGGAGAGUGUGAAUGCACCAAAUGAAGAUUAACGCAUGUGGGAAGGCAAAAGGACAACCAUGGCAACACGAGAGCAGUCAUUUAACAAAAACAGAAAGAUUAUCCGGAAACAUAAUCUAGAAAGGCACACUUUUUCACAAUCUUCAUUCUUCAAUAAAGUUUUAGUUGCGUGUAAACGCUUGUUAUGUGUUCUUUUGUGUCUUUCUUCGUGCGCUUAGACCCCAGCUAUACCGUGCAUGUCAACCAACAAUCCCAAGUGUCGAUUCUUUUGGCUUGUAGCAAAAGAAAAAAAAAUCGCCUCCAUAUCCCCCCCAAAAAAUGUCAGAUGAGCUUGCCCGGAGGUGCACGGUACGUUUCUUGGCAAAACCGUUUCUGUAGAAAGCGCAUCAUGUGUACGUCGAAGGCAGCGUUGGCGGGCACAUUCCACGGCCCGCUCUGCACACCGUUGGCCACGCCAAUCGGCACACUUUAACCACCUGCCCCUUUUAUACAAUUCUGGCCGCUGCCGUGAGUCAAAUGCCCGACGCUCAUAAAUGGCAGACAUGAAGCUAUCAGGCGUUCUUGAACGGGGUUGAGAACUUGAGAGCAGGCAGAUGAGGGUGCUUGGCGGGAUUUAAGUAACCGUGCGUAACGUUCAUCGUAGGCAGCCUAUUACGUGCUGCCGCACCUACGAAACGACGAGAACGUAGUGGACGUAAUCGCGAGGAGGCGAGCACGUGGGCCACCAAAAACCGACGCCUUGAGCGGUGGCACGCCAUCCAGUGAGCAUUGUUGGGAUCACCAGAGAGGACUCCGUGAGCAGCGACCGGAGAAGUACUGACAACGCUGGCGUACACGCCGGAAGUGGGCAGGUUCGCAGGUGGGCAGGUUAGGUGGGCAGAUGAGAUCAAGAAGCUUGCGGGUAUAAAUUGUCAGCAGCAAGCACAGAACCGGGUUAACUGGCGGAACGUGGGAGAGGCCUUUGUCCUGCAGUGGACGUAGUCAGGCUGAUGAUGAUGACAUUCACACACACCUCUGCAAACUGUGAUCUCCGAGACUUUGGAUAUAUUUAGUUGUACGUAUGAGGGAACAAACACUUGUCAUGUUGUUCGUUGUGUUGCGAGAAAUGCUGCGCUCUUUUGUAUAGAUAUUUGUAUACAGCGCGAAAGCGGUUCCCGCUCAUUGAUGUGCUUUGUACGACCAUUAAAAGUAAUUUUCGAUGCAACAAAAAAA
Molecule: messenger RNA, 3120 nt
Organism: Rhipicephalus microplus (southern cattle tick)
Lineage: Eukaryota; Metazoa; Arthropoda; Arachnida; Ixodida; Ixodidae
Biological process (GO): transmembrane transport
Molecular function (GO): monocarboxylic acid transmembrane transporter activity
Source: RefSeq, a predicted model, not a curated record